Molecule: messenger RNA, 3824 nt
Organism: Ornithodoros turicata
Lineage: Eukaryota; Metazoa; Arthropoda; Arachnida; Ixodida; Argasidae
Product: sodium-coupled monocarboxylate transporter 1-like
Exons: 16
Coding region: 121-2127 (668 amino acids)
Biological process (GO): transmembrane transport; sodium ion transport
Cellular component (GO): membrane
Molecular function (GO): symporter activity
Source: RefSeq, a predicted model, not a curated record
GGUAGCCAGGAAUGCAAAGAGGCACUUGUUUUCAAAGGUGUAUGACGUGCUGCUUGGUGUUCGAUUUCUUUGUUUGAAAGCCUCGGGCUUUUAUACUGCAUUCGACUAUCAAGAUACGACAUGGAGACCUUGUCCAACCGUUUCACGGUAUGGGACUACGUAGUGUUCUCCGGAAUGCUGUGCGUGUCUGCUGCCAUCGGCAUCUAUUACGCCUUCAGUGGCAGCAAGCAGUCUACCACGGCGGAGUUCCUGAUGGGUAACCGAAGUAUGGGCGUAGUCCCCGUGGCGCUGUCCAUUCUGGCCAGCUUCAUGUCUGCCAUCACUCUUCUCGGAACUGCUUCCGAAAUGUACAUCUACGGCACCCAGUACAUCGUCAUCCUGUUCGCUUACUGCCUUGUCAUUCCCGCGGCGGCGUAUCUCUACCUGCCGGUCUUCUACAACCUGCAACUGACCAGCAUGUACGAGUACCUGGAAAUUCGUUUCCACCACGUUGUACGCGUCAUUGGCACCUUAACCUUCUUGCUACAAAUGAUAGUCUACAUGGCCAUUGUGUUGUACGCGCCUUCCUUAGCACUGUCACAAGUCACCGGUAUCAGCGUGUGGACUUCGGUGUUGUCUAUUGGCAUCAUUUGCACCUUCUACACCAGUGUUGGGGGCAUAAAAGCUGUCAUCUGGACUGACGUUUUCCAAGUGCUUCUCAUGUUCGGCGCCAUGUUGACGGUGGCCGUGAAAGGAUCCUAUGAUCUGGGAGGUUUCAGUAAAGUCAUCGAAAAAGCCAGAGAAGGGCAGCGCUUGGAGUUUUUCAACUUCAAUGUGGACCCCACGGACCGCCAUACAGUGUGGGGCCUCAUCUUCGGCUGCUAUUUCACGUGGGAAUUCGUCUACGGAGCAAGUCAAGCCAUGGUUCAGCGAUACCUCACUCUGCCCACGCUGAGAAAAGCGAGGAUAGCCAUAUGGAUGAAUCUUCCCGGCUUGUCGUUCCUCAUGCUCAUCUGCUCCAUGGCUGGAUUGGUCAUCUACGCCAACUACAGCACAUGCGACCCGAAGCUUACGAAACACAUCACGGCUGAUGACCAGCUUCUUCCGCUGUAUGUCAUGGAAAUUCUCGGCACUUAUCCGGGACUGCCAGGACUGUUCGUUUCCGGAAUAUUCAGUGGCGCGCUCAGCACUGUAUCUUCUGGAGUGAAUUCUCUGGCAGCGGUUGUCCUGGAAGACAUCGUCAAAAGAUACAUCAAGUCCGACAUGAGCGAUAAGUUUGCAACAAACCUGACAAAAGGUUUAGCCAUGUCUUUCGGUCUCAUUGCAAUCGUACUGGUCUACGUGGCACAGAACCUCGGCGGUGUAUUACAGGCUGCCCUAGCAAUCUUUGGCAUGAUGGGCGGUCCUCUGCUGGGUGUCUUCACCUUGGGACUGUUCUUUCCGUGGGCCAACGCCAUAGGAGCAACAGUCGGCACUCUAGCAUCUCUGGCAGCCUGCUUCUGGAUAGGCAUCGGAGCCUUCGUGCUCAAGCCGGUGGUGCCUAGGGCACCGGUCUCUGUCGAAGGCUGCAUCAGCAUCUAUCUGAACGUUACCAAUUCCACCGUUUACACACCACCUGCGCCGCAAGACUUUUCAAGAAAUGACGACAUCUUUGUUCUGUACCGUCUGUCGUACGUCUGGUACAGCGCGAUAGGCUGCUUCCUCGUUAUCAUCAUCGGGAUGGUUACCAGUCUCUCGACAGGAUGCACAAAACCUUCGAACGUGGAUCCCAGGACGAUACAUCCGCUCUACAACUAUGUCUGCAAGAUUCUUCUUCCAAGCAGCCUUCACGACAAGUUCUUGGUCCCGACCGUGGAGGAAAGUGGCAAAGGCAGCUUAGUCCGUCUUCCACGACCGGAGUCAGACCUCGGCAAAGAAAACCCAGCUUUCUGCGAAGAGAAAUUUGGAUCCGGUCAACUAGAAGACAUCCAGGCUCCCGCAGCCGCGUGGAUUACAGAGAAGAGGCCGUCACUGAGCAGUCAAAACGGCGAACUACGGCUCGAAGUAGCAGCCCUCAGUCCUGAGCAAGAGUCUCCGGGGGCCUGGAGUGCACCUGGUCACGCGCUUAAGAACAACGCGGCGCUUUCUCAUAGGUCUACGAAAUGCUAGAUGGUCGUAGUUCAUACCACAUCAUUGUACAGGUCAUCGCUCAUCAAACACUUUAAGUACAACUAACGGUGUCGUGAUCUUUCCGACGGAAAGUUCCUGGUUCGCCAUCCUGCGUAUCUGCGUGGAAGCCUAGCUGUCAUUACCCAUGUCUUUCCCGUACGACGCACAGAGACACACCUGCGCAACGUCGUGUUGUAUGAAAAACGACGCAGUUGGAAAGCUAUUCGUCCAAGUAAAUCACUUCCGGAAGUGAGCUAGGCAAAAGACCUAAAAUGUAUGCGACCAUAGAAUACUUUAAGACAUUCGUUUAUUGCUGCUGUAAAACUGAACGAACGGGAGGGCAGGUUCCCAACAGCAAACACACACACAUAAAAUCAAAUAUAUUACUAAUAGGGCCUGCAAGCUAAGCUAGGCCGCGACGCAAAACACUGAGCUUCAGUUUCCGUAGCACCGGUCAGGUGACUCUGCAGCAUUGUCCUCGUAGAAUUCCAUGCUGUGUGAAAGUGCUGGUCGUGCCAGUAUUCACAAUAGCUGAUGAACGUCAAACGUUGUGAACAACUCGUUUCCUUGCUGGACAAGGGUGUCCUCAUGAGGGGCAGUCUCGAAGAACAUGGACCUACUCAGAGCGCUUAAAAUUCCAUACUCUGUCGCUGAUAAAGAUAAUGCAACAGUGCGAAUUGUCUAACCCCAAACGGGCCGAGAUUAUUAACUAAUGGAAUGAAAUCACAGCGUCUCACGAGCUGUGCUGGCUACAGCGACAUCCGCGAGCGGAUAGACGAUUUUAAAAAGAUGCUCGCGCCACCAAGCGCGCGGCGCAGGGCAGCAUGGGAACUUUGUGGGACACUGCUCUGUCGUCUGCUACGGUUAUGGUGUAUCUCGGCUGACGCCGCUCCUGCGCACACCGGGAAUGUUGUUGUUGUUGUUCUUCCUCCGCCUCUGGCCGUCUCAUAAGGCUUUAAGGCGCUCUAAGUUCCCAUGAACCCUUGCGUGCCACAGGUGGCGCUUGCUUUUCUAAAAAGGUCUAUUGUUGGAAGUGUCGAAUUAUCCUCAGUUGUCUAGAGGAGACGACCGUCAGAACAGAGGAAGCGGGCUAUAUAGUCCGGGCAGUUACGAUCCUUGGGCGUACUCACUCGAAAGGCAAAGGGACUAUGCAACGAGGAGGAAACCUUAAAGGUCGUGGGGUCAGCGUGUUCGUCGUACACUCAGGAUGACCUGUACGUGACAUUUUUCGUGAUUUUUUGCGAGUGAGGUGCACAACAUCAGUGAGGCACCAACAUGUGAGGUCCCAAACAUCAGUUCUUUGCGACCACGGUGAUUUACACUUGCUGAAUCCUUUUUCUUCUAUACCUUCUUAGCUCCGUCCCUGGAGUCACCAGGUAUAGUCCUAUUAGUUCCAACUCACGAGUGCUGCUAUGACGUCACUUAUCACUCUUAUCGUCCUUCGCCUGCGUGCGGAGGUGCUGAAAAGAUCUUGUGUAUGGAGACAGCUCCACAAGUGAUAAACGAGCUGCGAAUGAAAUAUGCGUAGAGGUUGGCUAUGCAGUAUUCGAGACAUUGAAAUAUCCAAGACAGAGCUGGGAUAUUUAAAUAAAAUUCAGUUGGAAUUGACGCGUUCACGAACGACAUACAUAGCAAUCGGCAGAACUGGAAGUUUUCUUACGUGUAUCAACGUGUUAAAAAUAAAACAAACUACCAGU